Messenger RNA from Coregonus clupeaformis (lake whitefish), 2815 nucleotides. RefSeq names its product gastrula zinc finger protein XlCGF17.1. Gene Ontology annotation, biological process: regulation of transcription by RNA polymerase II. Gene Ontology annotation, cellular component: nucleus. Gene Ontology annotation, molecular function: RNA polymerase II transcription regulatory region sequence-specific DNA binding; DNA-binding transcription factor activity, RNA polymerase II-specific. The transcript is spliced from 3 exons. Bases 880 to 2064 code for a protein of 394 amino acids. Lineage: Eukaryota; Metazoa; Chordata; Actinopteri; Salmoniformes; Salmonidae. The record is from RefSeq and is a predicted model, not a curated record.
ACAUUCUAACACAUUUCACACAGUUUCAGGGUGUAAUAAUUAGUCAUUAAUAAUUAAUCUAUCACAGAUCUACCAAACUCAGUGGAUAUCGAAGGGAUCUCCAGAGUUAGCCAUCCCUGAGCCCGGGUCCGGGUACAUCUAUAGGUUAACAAUGAAGUAAAGUAUGGCGGACGUUUAUGCAAGAGGGCUUUUAUAGACAAACAGAGCGUAAUGCAGCGAUCUAUGAGACUUCAAGCCCGCAUUCUGAUACAAAAUGCAAUGUGUACUGAACAUAUCGGCUGUAAUAAAUCGCAAUGCGCUAUGAUAAACUGCAUCCAAUGUCUUCAAUACAUUGGCAGAUGCAUUCAGAUAGACGAUACGAUAUCGCCAUAGUCAAUAACCGGAAUCAAUGUUGACUCAAUUAUUUGUUUUCUGCUAUUUAAUGAAAGACAGGACCAGUUCCUAUAGAAGAAUACUAUUUUAAUUCUUAAUUUCUGAACUAAUUCAUCCACAUUAUUUUUUUAAAGAUAGAUUUUCAUCAAUCCAGAUGACCAGAUAUUUUUUUGAGGCGGGGACACGAUCAAUGAGGGCACCAUCCAAAGUACGUAUGCAUAAACCAUCAGAUACAUUUUUACGUGAUUUGGAAAAUAACAUAUACUUGGUUUUACCUGCAUUACGUUUCAGUUCAACAAAGGCUUUCUGCAGAGCAAUAAAGGCAGAUUGAAGCUCUGACAGAGCCUGGUCAGCUAGCUGUGGGGGCAACAGCAUACACCACAGUGUCAUCUGCAUACAGGAGAGGGUGCCAACUCAGACCCAGACAGCCUAGGGGACCCGGAGAGACCGUACCUCUGCUCCCAGUGUGGCAAGAGAUUCACUGCAGCCAGCAGCUUGAAGAUACACAUGAUGACCCACAGCGGAGAGAAACCCCACCAGUGUUCCGUUUGCGGGAAGGCCUUCCUGCGAUCCUAUGACCUGAGACGACACCAAGUGGUUCACAAAGGAGAGGGUGCCAGCUCUGACACGGACAGCUCUGAGAAGCUGCACCGCUGCUCCGAGUGCGGCAAGAGGUUCCUCACAAAGACGCGGCUGAACAGACACGCGUUGAUUCACAGCGGAGAGAAACCACAUCAGUGCUCUGUCUGCGGGAAGUGUUUCUUACGACCCGAUGACCUGAGGAGACACAUGACCAUCCACACCGGAGAGAAAACCAAGCACGUCUGCCAUCCAUGUGGGAAGACCUUCACCUUGCUACGGCACCUCAAGAUCCACCAGCGCAUCCAUACAGGAGAGAAACCAUACCACUGCUCCAAGUGCCCGGAGAGCUUCGCGCACCUGCUGGACUACAGGAAGCACAGACAGACCCACCGUAAGGAGAAACCAUACCACUGCGAUGACUGUGGCAAGACGUUUUCCCACUUCAGAACCCUCAAGGUUCACCGUCUUAUCCACACAGGAGAGAACCUCCACCACUGCUCCUACUGCGGGAAGGGAUUCACGAUCAGAGGGAACCUCAACACCCACCUACUGACCCACACCAAGGAGAAACCACACCAGUGCUCCAUCUGCGGACAACGCUUCGCCAGAUCCCAGUGCCUGAAAAAACACAAGCUCAAGAAGUUACACAUGGAAGAGGUCCGCUACCACAUCUGCGACUGCGGUAAGAGCUUCACGGAUGUAGAGAAGCUGCAGACGCACGCAAGGACGCACUUGAAGAACCUUGAGAAGAGGUUCUGCUGCUCGUACUGCGGCCGGACGUUUGUACGGGCUGGUGACCUUCAAAGCCACCAGAGAACACACACUGGAGAGAAACCAUACAUCUGCGCUAUAUGCGGGACCCGUUUCGCCCAGUCUGGGAACCUGAGAGUGCACCAGAUCACGCACACUAAAGAGAGGCCAUACCCUUGUACUGUCUGUGAUAAGGGGUUCACCACACCGGGGAGUCUGAAGGUGCACAUGAGGCUCCAUACAGGAGAGAAGCCGUACGUCUGUAGCCUGUGUGGGAAAGGGUUUCAUGUCCCCAAAUUGCUGAAGAAACACCAGGAGCAUCACACAAGAGAGAUGACAGCCUCCUUGGACAUGACAUAGGAAAAGCCUAACAUUUGUCUGGAGGAGUUUUAUUUAGGAAAACACAUGUCCUCAAUGGGACCAGUACUUUAGUCAUUGAGGCCUAGACUUUCUCAAUUAAUCUUUCCUCGAUUAUCUCGCAUCCUCAACUGUAUUGGAGGAGAAUGUCUAAAGUCCCUCCCCUCAAACCUUCUUCUCCAAUGCGUUUUGAGAAGAAGGUGAGGAGAGAGGAUGCAAGGAAUCGAGGAAAGAUGAAUUGAGAAAAAGUCCAGGUUACAAUGGCCAAAAGACUGCUGGUGGUUUCUCUGCUGCUCUCAUUAACAUUAGCAUCGCCGGGCCUCGGCACAUACCAGUGGAAUGCCUUUGUAAUGUCUACAUUUUAAACGGUCUAUAAAUCCAUUUAAGGACAUGGUUUUCAAAAUAAGAGUAAUCUGAAAUUGUGCUCCAAAUGUGCUGGUCACGUACUGGUCAUGACUGUAUUUUUCGUGCUUAAUUUAAUGAUACAGCCUUUAUAAAGCGUCUCUAGGUUAUCUUAAUGCCAAAUAUGAAGACAGUAUGAUAUAUGAUGAUGUGUUACAUCAUGUGUUGCACCCUCUAUAGCCAUUAUGGCUAUUAUUUGACCCUGCUGGUCAUCUUUGAACGUUUGAACAUCUUGAAAAACGAUCUGUCCUUAAUGGCCACAUGUAUUCUUAAAUCUCUACCCGGCACAGCCAGAAGAGGACUGGCCACCCAUCGGAGCCUGGUUCCUCUCUAGGUUUCUUCCUAGGUUUCG